AACAACAAGCGGGAAAACGGCGCCAAAGAAGAAGAACUGAAAGUUAACGUCAUAAGUGAGGACAAUGAGUGAGUUGGAGAGCAUCAGCUGCCACAUCCAUGACAGGAUAUCAUCUAUACAGCGCUUGCUGGAUCUGAGUCUUCUCGAUUCGCCACAAAAUAAGAUGAAGAAAUUUGGGAAAGAGUUGUUUGAGCUUGAGAGACUCGUGGAUGAAUUUGAAAAGUGUCGUGACCGACAGAAAGAACAGCUGAAGCGUUUGAAGGAGUUUGAGGAGUUAUUCCAGAAGAAUCUGGAGGAUGUCCAGCACCUGAAGGACAAUGUUCCUGCACACAUGCCCCGGAGGAAACCUGGAGCCAAUGAAAAUGAACCUGUAUCGGCCGAGAAUCAAGCAGCAGAUGUUCAGCCCGAAAAAGCCAAAAAACCCCAGAAGAACCACAUCAGAGAGAUGGAGGUCAUCACUGUGCAGGAGUUUGAGAGCAUUCCACAGUAUAUGAAAGGACGCGUCACAUAUGACCAGCUUAAUGCCGCGGUGCAGAGCAUCAACGCGGCCGUGAUGGCAAAGUAUAAGAUCCUCCACCAGCCGAUGAAGACUCUGAGCAGCAGCAGCCGCAAGAUGUACCAGCAGUUUAAAAGUCAGGAGACAGAAGGCACCAAAGGUCAGUAUUUUGUGGUGGAGGAGGACAUUCGUGAGUUCACGCAGAUGAAAGUGGACAAACGUUUUCAUGGGAUUCUGAGCAUGUUGCGUCACUGUCAGCGCCUACGGGAGCUCCGGCGUGGAGGUCUGACCCGCUACAUGCUGUUAUGAAUCAACCAUUCGGAGGCGGCGAGAGAAAAACCCACCCACUCCGGUCCACACUUCAAGUAAUGUCUCUUUACUAUAAAGAAGUUUGGACAUUUUCUUGUUUGUUGGUUGUUAAAUGGAACAGAGUCCCAAACGUCUCUGUGUUUAAGACGCAUUAACCCAGUCAAUAAACUGCUGUUUAUUUAAAUUAUUGAUCUGGCUGUCUUCAAAAU
Messenger RNA from Thalassophryne amazonica, 1014 nucleotides. RefSeq names its product spindle and kinetochore associated complex subunit 1 (gene ska1). Gene Ontology annotation, molecular function: microtubule binding. The transcript has 7 exons. NCBI's taxonomy places the organism in Eukaryota, Metazoa, Chordata, Actinopteri, Batrachoidiformes, Batrachoididae. Gene Ontology annotation, cellular component: spindle microtubule; mitotic spindle; outer kinetochore. The record is from RefSeq and is a predicted model, not a curated record. Bases 65 to 805 code for a protein of 246 amino acids. Gene Ontology annotation, biological process: mitotic cell cycle; cell division; regulation of microtubule polymerization or depolymerization.